Molecule: messenger RNA, 1977 nt
Organism: Sclerotinia borealis F-4128
Lineage: Eukaryota; Fungi; Ascomycota; Leotiomycetes; Helotiales; Sclerotiniaceae
Source: the annotation of a GenBank genome assembly
AUGUCUCCAACACAGGCACCAAACGGUUCUCCAGCUUCUUCCCAGAAGAAAACUGCUGAUAACAAGUGCGUUCUUACCACCAAGGGAUGGGUCUGCGCUCUUUGCUUCCCUUUCGAUGAUCCUAGCCGUGCUCUUGAGCGCGUUUUGAACUUUGCUGAGCUCAAGGCUCAUGCUGCCGGCAAUCAUUAUGCUCAACUUGGACAAAAUGAAUGGGAGACCUAUGUUAACAAGUCCGUUUACUACGAGGCUCAUUUCAAGAAUCAAGGCGAUCUUGGCUUGAACGGUGGUGUCAUGCAUGGUCCUCCUACCAUUGCUUUUCGAAAGACACUUACCAAGCAAGCUGGUGUUUCCAAGCGCAAGUACGUUCGCAAGGUCAAGCCUGUUUUUGAGUCUGCUCUUGACCUCAUGGAGAGUAUGAUCAACUUUGAUGGCAACGCUGAUGAUCGUGUCAAAUUCGAAACUCCUGCUUCUCCUGGUGGCAGUCAGGAUGGAAACAGUGAGAUGAGCGAUGUUGAUGUUGGACCAAAUUCCCCACAAACUGACAUUGGCAUUGGUUCUUUCUUUGAUCCAUUUGCUGCUCAUCAUCAAUACAGUAUGCAUCCAAUGGGUGUAUCCCAGGUCGGCACAUCACCAACUACACCACAAGCUAGCGCUAUAUCUUUCUACGGUCAAUCUACUGCUCAGAAUCAAUAUGGCAUGCAUCCAAUAGAAGGAUCUCAGGUUGUCGCCUCACCAAGCACACCAUCUCGCAAGAAGGCUGCUGCUCCCAAGAAUCCUCUCCGUCAACGUUUGAGCGAGAAUCCUUCAUUCGAGUCGGCUGUCUCUGUUCAUGGUCUUGCUCAAGUUCGAGCUGCUGGUAACGCAGGUCUUCAGCGAUAUCUCGAACGUCAAGCUCGUGGUCUUCCUCGCGCAGCCAACGUUCCAUUAACCCUAUCUCCUCCUCGCAAUGGCACCAUGGGUCUUCCUCUUACUGCUGCAAACUACGCUGCUGCUGGUAUGCCAAGCAUUCAAGUUGAGAAGGCUGCUCGACGUACUAAGAAGGUCGAUCGUCGUCGUCAAGCAUCCACUAGCCUCAGCAUUGCUGAUGAUGUUAAUGCCGAUACCUCCCCGUCUACUAACGCUGUCCCGAUCAACCUCUCUCUUAAUGAGUUUGGUGUUCCUGCUACUAUCUUUGGUCAAGCUCCUGGUGCUGUCUACAAAUCUCAUACAUACAAGUCUAUUUAUGCAGAGAUGACUCCCAAGGAACAGCUUCCUCUUCCUGAGUUCUCCCUUCCCGAGCUUUCUCUUCCUGAGCUAUCUCUUCAUGAGCUCUCUUUUCCUGCUGCGAGCAACAACAUUAUUCAACAGGAACCUACUUAUGAUGUAGGCACAGUUGGCAUGUUUGGUGAUGAUCAAGCCACUGGUUUCACUGACGCUUUCAUCGCCAACUUCCUCAAUGAAGACAUGGAAGCUCCCAACAACUUUAACCAAGGCCAAAUUGACAUAUCUCAACAUCAAGUUUUUGGUACUCCAGAGCCUGAGCAACUAACCACUGGCACGAGUCUCGAUACUCCCGACUUGGGCCUUAAUGCCUUCGCUGCUUCUCGUCAUGUUGACGUUGUUUCUCGGCCUGUGGCUCGACCCGUUCCCGUUUCUCGACCUGUUCCUGCUGUUCGGCCUGUUCCUGCCGCUCGGCCUGUUACUCUGCCAGCCAAUCAGGUCUUCAGACCUAGGUCACCAGUCCGUGUGACGCAAAAGGUCCUCAACAAGAGGAACAAGUGGGUUUCGGUGGACGAAGCCCUUGCGGAGGUCGAAGCCUCCGCAAAGGCUAGAAAAUCCACCGAGGUGGAAAAGAAGGUGGAGAAGAAGGGGGCGGCGAAGAAGUCGGCUAGGGCCCUCACUUUUGCGGAAAACCCAUUCGGUUUCCAGGGUUUCGCGGGUCUCAAGAAUCUCGAGGCUCUCAAGAAGCACGGCCCUUCAAAGCCAUCUAGUUCUUAA